Messenger RNA from Carya illinoinensis, 2543 nucleotides. RefSeq names its product ankyrin-3-like. Gene Ontology annotation, molecular function: protein binding. Lineage: Eukaryota; Viridiplantae; Streptophyta; Magnoliopsida; Fagales; Juglandaceae. The transcript has 4 exons. Bases 169 to 2433 code for a protein of 754 amino acids. The record is from RefSeq and is a predicted model, not a curated record.
UCACUUCUGGCGCUCACUUUCUUUCAAAGUUUCCAACUUUCUCUCGACUCGAGCCUCGUGUUUGUUAGAGCGAGAGACGGCGCAUGCGACUGCGAGCUUUCAUCUGAAGUUGCAGCCACAGUUUGGUACGACUGAAGCCCGAGCGACGCCACUUGUGAAGCCGCCGAGAUGACGUUUUUUUCCGGGAAGCAGCAGGUGUUUCCGGUGGACUACGAGGCCGAUGUCUCGCAACGGCUCCUGGAAGCUUCGCUAUCCAGCGAUCUGAAGUCGGCGAUCGAGUGCAUCGCCGAUCCGUUCGUGGACGUGAACUUCGUCGGCGCGGUGUGCUUCAAGAGCAGGAAGACCGAGCUGGUCCUGCAUGACGAAUCGCCUAUUGAGGUCCGCGUGGACUACGAGGAGUUUAAGACAGACGUUACCGCCUUGUUCCUUGCCGUCCAUGCGGGCAACGUCGACCUCGUGAAGAAGUUGCUGAACUCUGGAGCUGAUGUGAACCAGAAACUCUUCAGGGGCUGCGUGACAACAGCAGCAGUAAGAGAGGGACAUCUUGAGAUUCUUGAGAUCUUACUUAAAGCUGGGGCGUCACAGCUAGCCUGUGAGGAGGCUUUGCUGGAGGCGAGCUGUCAUGGCCAUGCAAGACAUUCAGAGUUGCUCAUGGGCUCUGACCUCAUCCGGCCCCACGUUGGUCGACAUGCUCUUGUCACUGCAUGCUUCCGGGGUUAUGUGGAUGUGGUUGACACUCUCAUGAAGUGUGGUGUAGAUGCAAGUGCAUCUGACCGGUUCCUGCUCCAGUCAUCUAAGCCUUCUGUUCACACGAAUGUGGACUGUACUGCACUUGCUGCGGCUGUGAUUGGCAGGCAGGUUGCCAUUGUCCGCUUGCUGCUCCAGGCUGGUGUUAGGAUGGAUAUCAAAGAGAAGUUGGGGGCCUGGUCUUGGGACAUGGCUACUGGGGAAGAAUAUCGAGUUGGUGCAGGGUUGGCAGAGCCCUAUGCCAUCACCUGGUGUGCAGUGGAGUAUUUUGAAGUGAGUGGUGCAAUCUUGUCUGUGCUCCUACAACACCUCUCCCCCAAUAUCCCACAUUAUGGGAGAAGUCUCCUUCAUCAUGCCAUCCUAUGUGGCAACGCCGGUGCUGUCAAGGUUCUCUUGAAUUGUGGUGCUAAUGUUGAAUGCCCUGUCAAGACAGCCAAUCAAAAUGAAUUCCGUCCUAUACACAUGGCUGCCCGCCUUGGAUUAUCAACUGUACUUCAUUGCCUAAUUGACUCUGGUUGUGAUAUAAACUCAAAGACAGAUUCUGGGGACACGGCCCUGAUGAUCUGUGCAAAAUAUAAGCAUGAAGGGUGUGUCAGGUUAUUGGCCAUGGCCGGUGCUGAUUUUGGCUUGGUAAAUGUUGCCGAUCAGUCUGCCAUUUCGAUUGCAGGGUCAAACCGGUGGUUCCUUGCUUUCCAAGACACUGUGUUGGAUGCAAUAAGAGCCACGAAGAUACCCAGAUCCAGCAAUAUGUCGGUAUUCUCUCCCAUAAUAUUUGCAGCCCAAGCUGGUGAUAUUAAGGCUUUGGAAAUCCUGAUUGACUGGGGAGCAUUUAAUCUUGAUUAUCAGGAUGAAAAUGGUUUCUCAGCAGUAAUGUUUGCUGCUCUGAAGGGUCAUGUUGAAGCAUUCAGGUUGCUUGUUUAUGCAGGGGCCGACGUAAAGUUGCAUAAUAAAUACGGCCAAACGGCAAUCGCUUUAUCUGAGUUACAUCAGAGCCAUGACUUAUUUGAGAAGGUAAUGCUUGAAUUAGCCCUUGAAAAGGGCAACCGCAAUCCUGGAGGGUUCUGUGCUUUACAUUGUGCUGCUCGUCGUGGGGACUUGGCUGCAGUCAAAUUGCUUACAAGUAGAGGUUAUGAUGUAAACAUCCCUGAUGGGGAAGGCUACACUCCACUCAUGCUAGCUGCAAAGGAAGGUCACGGGGCCAUGUGUGAGCUCUUGAUCUCGCGUGGGGCCGACUGCAACAUAAAGACUGCUAGAGGCGUAACAGCACUCUCUCUUGCAAGGACAAUCGAUGGCAGGAAAAAUGACGCGAAACACGUGAUACUAGACGAGCUUGCUCGCAAGCUAGUAUUAGGUGGUGCCUACGUACAGAAACACACCAGGGGAGGGAAAGGAACCCCACAUGUGAAGGAGAUGAGAAUGAUAGGGUCUGCAGGAGUGCUGCGAUGGGGGAAGUCAAGCCGGAGAAAUGUGACCUGCCGGCAUGCUGAGGUGGGGCCGAGCCCAAUUUUUCGGAAGAACAGGAAGAAGGGUGACGCUGAUGUACCUGGAGUGUUUAGGGUGAUGACCACAAGGAACAGGGAGGUGCAUUUUGUAUGCGAGGGUGGGCUUGAAACAGCUGAGCUUUGGGUGCGGGGCAUAAAACUUGUGACGAAAGAAGUUAUUUUUGGCGAGCACAAGGAUGCAUAGAUGGUUGAGGGUUAAGAAGAGGCCAGAUGGCAAUAAUUUGUAUAGUGAUAUGGAGAGCUACUUCAUCUUGAAGUAUCCUUGCUUUUUAAUUGUAAAGGGUUUCGUUGCCA